AGACAGCAAUCUGUAUUUCGAAACACUCUAAUGCUCCUGAAUUUCGAAAGAACUCCUUUUCGAUCGCUCAGGAACUCAAAACAGGUCUGGAAAAAAAUCGCCUGUAUUGACGUAACUCUCUCAACUGUCAAUUUUCCCUCGUCGUAUUCGCGGAAAACAUCUAAAAGCUGUGCAUGCAUCUUUCGUGUUUUCUGUGAAAAAAAGUUUGUAUCCCGUAUUUGUGGUGUGAAAUGGAUUUUGUGAACGAGUAUUUGGAAGAACACAUAGAGGAGGAGGUAGCAACCCGCAUAAAAAAUGUUUUACAUCAAGAAGAGAUUUCAUCCCAGGAACUUUUCAUGUCCUUGGAUGAUGCGGACUUCAAGCGAUUAAACUUGACAACAAAAUUGAUCAAAAUUAUCAAACAAAUCCAAAAGCACAUCGACGACAACACAAUUUAUGUAGAGGAAUAUAUCGAUGAUGAAAACGUAACAUCAGCAGAAUCAUCGAUCAUUCGGUCAAACGAUGACAUGAAAGAUUCGGAAAUUGCUGACAACCAAUCUGAGCAGCCAGAUGCUGACCGGGAUACAAAUCAAAAUGAAAUCGAUGUGGAUAUUAUUUUUUCAAAGACGAACAAAGGACGGCAGUUAAUGGAAUUAUUGAAAGAAGCCACGAAACCAACUGACAAGCUCUUUACGCAGACAACACAUAUCUUAUGCGAUUAUCUGAAGGCAGUUUAUGGUUUGAGACCUUCGGCAAAUCAUAAAGAUAUUCUGGCAAUAUCAUUAGUAAAAUGUUAUCCAAUUCUAGCCUCAAGAGUGAACCCUGAUUGCUUGCAGUCGGUUUUCUUUCACCGGAAUGCUCGAGCGAAUGGUGGUCACGCUGGGAAAAUUCAAAACCGGAUGGAAACUAUGGCAAAAGCUGACUCUUCUCGCUUAUUUGUCAGAAAACCCCGACAGCAAUCUGAAUCAUCUAUUGAAUCCGGUUUAGCUGCUGAAAAUUCUACAUCCGCUGAAGAAAUGCUUGCAAUGUUAAACGAGUUAAAAUUUAUCGUGCCAAAUUCAGACAACAAAAAACGAAUUCUAGAGUUGUGGAGCUUGACAUACGACCGAAGGAAUCUUUGUAGGAAAAAUCAGGAAAUGUUCAUGUUCCUUAAGGAGUAUCCAGCCUCGAUUUCUUUCGACGGUGAACUGAUUUCGUACGACUACAUUCGAAUGUACAAUAUUGAUGCGGCAUCCAUGUUUCAUUCAAGCUGGCCAAACUGGAUGAGCAAAUCUAUCAGCCGGUAUCCAUAUCUGUACAGGGAAAUUGGAAAUGCUUUUCUUCGUGCCCUGGCUGUUAUUCGACUAAAGAAUCCAAACAGAGGAUCCAAGCGAGCUCGACAGCUAGACGAGGCGAAAGAGAAUCCGCUAAAAGGGAUUAUCGAUUGGAUACAUGAUGAAUCUGAACUUCCAAAUUGUCAUGCAGUUCCGGCGCUCGUUAUCCGGUCCAAUUUGUUCGAUAAAGGAUAUUGCUAUCUAUGUUGGAAUACGUUACAUGUACCGGUGGGCGAGGACAUCGAAUGUGCAUUCAUUAAACUUCUUCAAUGUUUUGAAGUUUUCGGAAUCAAUUGCAAUCCUGCAGAUAAGUUAUUUUUUAACUUUUUCUACGCUACUAUUUUCAACACACAUAAAAUAACGACCACAGGUGAAAAAUUUGUUAUUUCUCUUUCUUAG
Molecule: messenger RNA, 1691 nt
Organism: Uranotaenia lowii
Lineage: Eukaryota; Metazoa; Arthropoda; Insecta; Diptera; Culicidae
Exons: 9
Coding region: 231-1691 (486 amino acids)
Source: RefSeq, a predicted model, not a curated record